This is a messenger RNA of Miscanthus lutarioriparius, 1032 nucleotides long. NCBI's taxonomy places the organism in Eukaryota, Viridiplantae, Streptophyta, Magnoliopsida, Poales, Poaceae. The record is from the annotation of a GenBank genome assembly.
AUGGGUCCGCUACCACCCUACAACAAGAACUCUUCGUACUGCGACGGCGGCCCAGGCCCUCACGGGUGCCCGCCUGAUGAGUUUCCAGCUCCACCGCCGCCUUACCCUCCUCCUCCUUCCCCGGCCUCCCACGGCCGCAGCACCUUCGUCACCGCUCUCAUCAUCGCCAUCCCGGUGCUUGCCUUCCUCGCCCUCUGCCUCUCCAUAUUCAUCUUCGUCCGGCGCAGGCGUCUGCGGCGAGAGGCGCUCCUCGAAGCCGCCCUGACCCCGGCGGCGCCCGCAACCUUCCCCGACGACGGCCCCGGGGAAGAAGUCGUGCACCACGUGUGGCACAUCCGGACCGUUGGGCUCGACGAGGCGGCAAUUGAGUCCAUCGCGCUCACGCGGUACCGCGCCGGCGGCGGCGGCGUGCUCGGCGCCUCCGACUGCACCGUCUGCCUCGGCGAGUUCCAGGACGGCGAGCUCCUCCGGCUGCUCCCCAAGUGCGCCCACGCGUUCCACGUUCAGUGCAUCGACACCUGGCUCCGCGCCCACGUCAGCUGCCCGCUCUGCCGCGCCGACGUAGUGAUGGACCCAGCCGCCGCGGCCGCCGACGCCUCGGCCGAACAACCCCCGGGCGCCGAUGGUGCCGACGCCUCGGCCGAACAACCCGCGAGCAAUACCCGAACCAUGGAACAGGAGCGGCGCGGUCAGCAGGCCAACGAGCAGCAAGAGCUACGUGUCCAAAUCGAUCAGCCCGACCACUCCAGCUCGCUGGACCGACCACAUCGGCAGAUUCGGCACCCCAGAGCACGGGCACAGAACUUUCGGCGGGUGGCUUCCAUGGACUCGCCGUGGCCGCCGACGGCGUCAGCCGAGGAGGCUCCUGCAGACGAGCAGGCCGGUGCCGAGAAGCAGGCGACUGGCGGUGCUGUUUGCUGCGAUGUGUCACCAGAACCUGGUCAUCAGCUGAAGAGGUCAUUGUCCGCCAGCAGCCGGUGGACGCUCCUCUCGCGGCAUUGCCGCGCGCGCAGCUCGCUUCUGCCGCUGUGA